AGAGGACUAUAGGGGUGCUGGAGACUGAACCUGGGUUGGCUGCAAGCAAGGCAAAUUCUUAACAUGCUGUACUGUCUCUUGGACCCUGGCCUACCACUUCUCAAGCUGUCCUGAGUCUGGAUUUGGAAGUAAGGGCAGACUAAAGUGUCCCCCUCAGUAUGGCUCCCCCCCCCAACUCCUACCUCAGGUCCCAGUCAAGUGUGAAGCUGCUCUCUGCUUAUUUUCAGUCUGCUACCUCCCCCUGGCCAGCCUUUGGGGAUUCCAAGUUCAAGUGGCUGAAACCAAAGCCUCAAUCCCCCAGAACCCUCCUUUGUGACUUCACCCACUGAAGUCACCUGGGAGAUAAUGCUCAAUGUUCCAGCCCAGAGUCUUGGUCUCUGGAAAGCAGGGGCAACAGGCCCAGCCGACCCAGAAGACUCUCUGUCCAGACUGUAAAUGGCCCAUGUCCCGCAGGGAUGUAGAGGGCUGUCUCAGAGGCACUGGGCUCUCCCGGCACCAUGGAUGACGCUGCCGUCCUCAAGCGACGAGGCUACAUCGUGGGGAUAAAUUUGGGAGAGGGCUCGUACGCAAAAGUCAAAUCCGCUUACUCUGAGCGCCUCAAGAUCAACGUGGCGAUCAAGAUCAUCGACCGCAAGAAAGCCCCCGCAGACUUCUUGGAGAAAUUCCUUCCCCGGGAAAUUGAGAUUCUGGCCAUGCUAAACCACAGCUCCAUCAUCAAGACCUAUGAGAUCUUCGAGACGUCUGAUGGCAAGGUCUACAUCGUCAUGGAGCUCGGCGUCCAGGGUGACCUCCUCGAGUUCAUCAAGACCCGGGGAGCCCUGCAUGAAGAUGAUGCUCGCAAGAAGUUCCACCAGCUCUCCUCAGCCAUCAAGUACUGCCAUGACCUGGAUGUCGUCCACCGAGACCUCAAGUGUGAGAACCUUCUCCUUGACAAGGACUUCAAUAUCAAGCUGUCCGACUUCGGCUUCUCCAAGCGCUGCCUGCGGGAUGACAGUGGCCGACUGACACUGAGCAAGACCUUCUGCGGGUCGGCGGCCUAUGCGGCCCCCGAGGUGCUGCAGGGCAUCCCCUACCAGCCCAAGGUGUACGACAUCUGGAGCCUGGGCGUGAUUCUCUACAUCAUGGUCUGCGGCUCCAUGCCCUACGAUGACUCCAACAUUAAGAAGAUGCUGCGCAUCCAGAAGGAGCACCGUGUCAAUUUCCCCCGCUCCAAGCACCUGACGGGUGAGUGCAAGGACCUCAUUUACCGCAUGCUACAGCCCGAUGUCAACCGGCGGCUGCAAAUCGACGAGAUUCUCAGCCACUGCUGGGUGCAGCCAAAGACACAGGGCCUGUCCUCUGCAAACAACAAGGAGGGAGAGACCUCCCGAGGUAUUGAAUCCUCAUGGGCUGCUGAACAACUCAGCUCUAAAAAGGAAUCUGCUGCCAAGCUAGAGACCGCGGAAGAGAUAAAGCCCGAGGCACUUUCUGAAACCAAAGCCCAAGAGUCUUCGCCGGUGCAAUUAGCAAGGCAGACAGAUGUCUUAAGUCCUACUACUGCUGACCAGCAGGAGUCAGAGGAAGGGGCCAUUCCCGUGCUGCCCUCAGAGACACACUCCUAGUGAGCCUCUCUCGGCCCAGGGGGCCAGCAGGCAAUCAAAAAGAGCUCAUGGCUUCCAGCUGGAGCUUCAGAGCCGCCAUGGGGCCAUCCAGAAAAGGCAGGCAGUCUAGGAUGAGCCAUAUUUUCGUCAGUUUUCUCUUCUCCCGGUGAGCUGGGUAACCCACAUGGCUAAAGCAGCAAUAAAUCACUAUAUUGAUGUAGUCUCAAGGUAAAUGGCCUUUGCCCUGGCUGGCUGCCUAUGCUCCUGCGUCCAUGGAAAGGGAACCUUUGCA
Molecule: messenger RNA, 1872 nt
Organism: Sorex fumeus (smoky shrew)
Lineage: Eukaryota; Metazoa; Chordata; Mammalia; Eulipotyphla; Soricidae
Gene: TSSK1B
Product: testis specific serine kinase 1B
Exons: 1
Coding region: 498-1601 (367 amino acids)
Biological process (GO): microtubule cytoskeleton organization; protein phosphorylation; intracellular signal transduction
Cellular component (GO): cytoplasm
Molecular function (GO): tau-protein kinase activity; protein serine/threonine kinase activity; ATP binding
Source: RefSeq, a predicted model, not a curated record